AUGUCGGCCGGUGCUAGUACCUCGCGACGUCAACAUCAAGAAGCGAGUGAAGAAGAGCUUGUAUCUCCUUCGGAGAGAAGUCAGUCGCCCACGACAACUUCACGAAGAAGAUCCACACGGGCAGCUGCCUUGAAGGCGAACAGGGCAAGUGCGAAACAAGCUAGAAGCGAAGAUAGUCCUGUUGAGGAGAAUGGAAAUGGGAAUGAUGAUGAAAGUGAAAGUGAAUAUGAAGAAAAGGAUGAGGAUGAGCGAGAAGAUACAAGAUCAGAGACUGAUUUGGAAUCGAUUUCGGAAAAUCGAGAAGGAGGUAUUCUUGUGAAUAGCGAAGGGGAGAGGUGGUUGAAAGUUGGAGAACCAUUUCCAUGGGAAGAAGUUGAGUGGUACUUUGACGAGUCGAUUGAGGAGGAUAUGAGGACACAUCUUGGCAAGAGAAUUGAUAAAAUGAAAGGUUCUCAAACACUCGACCCUGAACAAGCCGACCUCAUACUGAUAAAUCCUCAUCCUAAUCGUAUAAAUCCUGAUCGAUCAAAAUAUCUACGUGGACUGGGCCACCUACAAGGGAAACUCGCACGGGUGAUACCUUACAAUUGGUUAUCAAAAUGUUACUUCUCAAAAUCUGUCGAAUCUCCAACUCCACCUUCGGUUCAACCGAUUUUCUUGGAUGAAGAGGGUAAAGGGUUAAGAUUAGCUGUUUUGAAGUUGGGUGAAGGCCUCGAGGGCGAUAAGUUGAGAAGAGGAGUUAUGGUGGAUCUUGAAACUCACGGAGCGAUGAUAGUUUCUUCACCCAUCAAUGCGGAGGUCGUCAUCUUACCCCCUUCACACCCUUACAUCACUACACCCCCGAAAAAAGAUGAGCUUAAACAUAUCACCUGGCAUACGCCUGAUUGGGUCAGAGAGAAGAUCAAAAUCGCUCAACAUGUACCGAAAUCCAAAGCGAACCCAAAAUUGUCAAAAGGUGAAUCAAAGAGCAUUGACAAAUCAAACCCAAAAACGAGGACGAAUCUGAAAUCUGUAAAAUCAAAAUCGGAAGUCAAUAGAGGCAGAUCCAAAAGAGAUAGCAGUGAUGAAAGUGAAAGUGAUUCAGAAGAACUCAGACCUAGUCCAAGAAGGACUACAUCAAGAACCGAGUUCACACCUUCCGAUCGAGAUUUCCUAGCUCGUUGGCUAGCUUACCAUAGACCUGAUCAAGUGGGAAGAACCACCAGAAGCCUGUAUAAAAGGCUUGAACGAUACAGCCCGUCCCAUCCAUUCUUCAAGCAUGCUUCUCGUCAUCCCCAUUCAGCAUGGCACGAGCAUUUCAAGCGCAAUCGAUCCAAGUUAGGUAUGGAUGGGAAGGUGUUGGAGGAUCUGGUGGAUGAAUACGUUGACAAGGGUAUCGAUCGUCGACUCACGACCAGAAUGGAGAGGAAAGGCAAAGGGAAGGAGAAAGCUACCGCCCACAAGGUUAGGGCGAAUGAGAUCGAUGACGGAUCGGAAUACGAAGAGAAUGACGCGGCAGAGACUCGAGCUGCUGGGAAAAAAGGAGGUGAGAAGAGGAAAAUCGUAAGAGGUGCUAGAAAGGUCACUAGUCCGACUAUGUUGGGAGGUGGGAAUGCAAUGCAUAAUGGUGGCGGAGGACUGACUGAAGCGGCGGUCAAUGAUUAUCAGGAGAAUCGAGAUGCCGAAGGACGAUUGGAAGUGGUAGUGGAAGGAGAAGGAGAAGAAGAAAAUGGGAAUGCCAAUGAAGAUGAGAGCGAACGCGGUUAUCAAGAUGUUGAACCAGUCAUCCAAGUCGAUCAUACGAAAAAUGGUGAUGAGGGUGAGGAUGUAGAAAUGGAUGAACCCGUUUUACCUCAAACAAACAAGUCGGAAGAGCUUCCUGCUCAGGAGGGAGAUGUGGAUGCUGGUGGGAGAGAAGAUUCGGAAGUUGUUGAUGAAGCUUUGGAACAGUCUUUCCAGACAAGCAACGAAUCUAGGUCGAUGGAUGAUCCUGCUAAUGAAGGAGACGCUGGUGUGGUAGAUGCGAACCAGGUGGCUGGGGAGGAUGAAUAUGGCCAAGAUGAUCUAGGCAAAUUGAGAAAGAGAAAGAAAGAUAAGAGACCGGCAGAUGUGAUGAAUACACAACGAGAAGCUGAAGGAGAAAUUGUUGGCAUUCAGAGACGAUCAAAGCGGUUGAAAAAGCGAUAA
Messenger RNA from Kwoniella botswanensis, 2166 nucleotides. RefSeq lists its product as uncharacterized. The record is from RefSeq and is a predicted model, not a curated record. The transcript is spliced from 6 exons. NCBI's taxonomy places the organism in Eukaryota, Fungi, Basidiomycota, Tremellomycetes, Tremellales, Cryptococcaceae. Bases 1 to 2166 code for a protein of 721 amino acids.